UACCGGGCUACUAGUAGCAAAGACCACAAAGAAACCCCCCAAAACAAAGAUGGCUGAUGCAGUGAAAGGAGUGUAUGACCUUGUUAACAGUGAGAAGAAGAAGGAAAGCUCUUCCAUUGAACCAAAGGAGUUUUUUUGGGACCAAUUCAUCAAGUACAUUGCCUCAGCUAUUCUUGCACUGUCUGUGCUCAAUGUGACUGUGGAGUUUCUGAGGGGAGGGGGUGUGUCCUGCUUCCCACCCUCUGAUAAUGUGGGCAUCACAGCUCAGGACUUGGAGGGGAGGAUGCUCUAUGAGUUUGGCCGAGGGCAGACCAGCUACAUCAACAACUACUGUGCAAGGAACGUUCCAAAUACAGAAUAUUUCCCGAUAUACAUUCUCAUUCAUGGCCUUCUCCUCAUCGUUCCACACUACAUAUGGAAUGCUCUUCACAAUGGAGAUUUUGACAGCUUCUUCUUGAUUGUAGAUAAACUGGACCGUCUACGAGAUAGCACCACUGGGGAAUAUGACACCAAUAACUUUGAUCGAGUGACAAAGCUGGAGCAAGAAUAUAGUGGACGGAACAUUUACUACAGUUAUAUCCUUAAACUGGUAUUACAACUGUUAAUAGUCUGUGGGUCAGUGAUGCUCAGUGCACUUUACUUCAAAAACUUUUCCUUUAUAUUCUUCUGUCCUGGAGACAGUGUUGAUGAUUUCACAUGCCCUGAGGAGCACUCUAAUAUAGGCACUCCUUGUGGUUGGCCCUUGAACGUCACUGUUCCCUGUGUCUACACAAGUCUACGGGUGUUGAAUCUGGUACGCUAUGCUGAUUUCUUCCUCCUUGCGAUUGCAGCUGGACUGGUUCUGUACGGCCUCGGAUGGUGCGUAGUACGGCAUACCGAACAGCUAGGAUUUUUUGAACUUGCAAAAUUCUCUUUUCAAAGUUGCCUAAAGCCUGAUCAUUUCGUGUUCCCACCCGUGGUAUCAUGGCCCACCUACCCUUGUUUUACCACUAAGAAAAAUGACCCCGAGUGGGCUCUUUGGAUAGAACGCUUGUGGCCAGUCACACAUUACCCUCAAUUCCAUGUGAAGCAAAUCUUCUCACCGGGAAUCCUUCAUGACCUUGACUUCCUACUACUGAUGCUGUUUAGAGCCGAUACAAGCCAUGGACAAGUCUUCAAAGACUUACAGACUAUUAAAGAGCUGAAGGGAAUUGUUGGAAGAGAUCAUCAGCUUCUCCAUCUUUUCAUCAACACUCAGCAAGAUUUGUCAAAGUCUAGCCCAUCAAAUGAUUUCUAUAACAAAUUUAAAAAAAGCAAGCCCCAAGAAGAUUCGCCUGGCUGCUGUAGCUGUUUUACAAGAUUGUUCCGCGGGAGAAACAGAAACAGAGGUAUAGACUGUUCUACGAGAGCACUGUGUCCCAGUCUUUGUUUUUAUGUACAUGUAGAUGGAACCACGAGCACAUUGGAAGAAGAACCUGGCAGUACGUCUGGUCAGAGCAAUCAUUCCUCACAACAAACUCUUCCAGGGAGCAGUCAGCAAGACGAGGAGCAAACGGCAACCAAUGGGAAAAAUAAACAACCUCAAUUCGAACUUCAGGCCGUAAAGGAAAGAAAAUCUCUCCACAAAAUCUUCCUUCAGUCUGAUUUUAAUGUCGGUGCUGAAUGGAUGGCUUACCAGCACUACAAGCCUCACCUUGGGUGCAUAGAGUACUUGGGGGAGUACAUGAAAGGCAUUCGAGAUGUUCUGUUUUGGUUUGCUGCCAAUUUUGUGCCAGAGUAUCAGUUUCCUGGUUCAGAAAAGACAGAAAAAAGAAAUUAUUUUGCCAUGGAUAUCUCAUUUGGCUCCAUCGGGUAUUCAUUGAUUUUGGCCAGACCCUUUGUUAAGGUUAUGUCAGUCAACCUUCAGCCCCACUAUCAAAACACAAGUGAUAUGCCGGGAAUAUUCAGCCAGUUUCACACAAACUAUGCGACGUUCAAGUUCCCGAGCAGCCUAUAUUCUCAGUCCUCGGAAAGUGUGACUGGAGCUCAAACAAUGUUACUACAGUGGAUUGAUGAAUUGCCAAAGGGACCCAAAACUCCAAUACACACGCUAGAUUUUAUUGUGGUGGGCCCCAUUACAGAAGAGUCAAAACUAGUCAGUGUCCAUUUGCUGCUCAAUAUGCUCAGUAACCGAAAACACAUUACGAAAGAGGGUAUUCUAUUGGCCAUCCGACCUCUCAAGAUUGGAAUGAAGAAAGUUCAUCGGCGAUUUUUCAAAUACGAACCUUCUCAGUCAAUGUUUAAGCUGCUUGAAUAUUACAAGGAACUUAAAGAUGCAUCAUUCAAGCACACUGUGGACGGGCUCCCUGGCAUCAAAGUGCCCUGUGGUUCAACUCCUUGUGUAUUUGAGAUGAUUGCCUACCAGUAUAUCAGUAACAAGGAAGAUCAAGAAGACGACAAGAGCAUACUGUUUAGCCCUGUGCAAAGAUCUCAUGCAACUGAUCAAGCUUCUGGUGAUACUCAGCAAGCAAUUGUUGAGGAAAGCGAGCAAAUUACUGUUAUGACUCCUGAUUCUGGGGUCCCAACAAGUCCUAGAUCCAUUUUCCCAGUCACCGAGUCGAGGCCUAGAGUUGAUAAUGAUAAGAAUAAGAAGGCAAAAAGCACUGCUGUAUAAAACUAAUUAACUCCUUUAGUUCACAGCCAUGCCAUACAUUUCUACAUUUGUACAUAAUUAUACAGUUUGGCUUCAUAAUAAUUUUUGUGUGUAAAACUUUUACAAGAAAUACCAUAGGUGGUCAUGUGAUUUGAAGAUUGAUGAUCAGAAAAAUAA
Molecule: messenger RNA, 2788 nt
Organism: Halichondria panicea
Lineage: Eukaryota; Metazoa; Porifera; Demospongiae; Suberitida; Halichondriidae
Exons: 9
Coding region: 50-2632 (860 amino acids)
Source: RefSeq, a predicted model, not a curated record